Messenger RNA from Exaiptasia diaphana, 1390 nucleotides. RefSeq lists its product as uncharacterized. Bases 406 to 1104 code for a protein of 232 amino acids. The transcript has 3 exons. Lineage: Eukaryota; Metazoa; Cnidaria; Anthozoa; Actiniaria; Aiptasiidae. The record is from RefSeq and is a predicted model, not a curated record.
GCCAAAGAGGAAAUAAGUGAGCUGAAAGGAAAAGUAGAUAGUCUAACUGAGGAAAAUUUGGUUCUCAAAACUUCAAACGUUUUAACAAAAAAAGAAAACAAAGAGCUUAAAUCAAAUUUGUCUAUAGUAUCUGAGCGAAAAGAACAAGCAGAAACCUUAUUAAAAGAACUCAGAGAUGCAGAGUCAGCUGUGACAUGGGAGUCUAUAUCUGACAAACGUUUUAAAUACCUCACUGGGCUAUCAAAACAUGAAUUCAGAACCUUAUUUGACUGUUUUGACCCUUUUCUACACCUGUUAUCUUAUGAAGGUUGCAAAUUUAGUGAUAAUGAUCGCCGAAAACUAUCUAAGGAAGAUGAAUUGUUUUCAUGUCUUACAAUUUGUAGACAUGCACUACACUUGGGYGUAAUGGCAUGGAUUGUCGAAAUUUCAGAAAGCACAAUGAGCAGGAUAUUUGAGGCUUGGAUGGUCUUUGGUUCUGCUGUGUUCUCCAAGAUAGAUCUAACCCACCCUAAAGACCUCAUAAAGGAAAUGAUGCCCAAAGCCUAUAAGAACCUUGACUACUCUCACAUUGUUCUUGUCCUUGAUGCUACUGAGUUCAAAACCACUGGUUUUUCAGAUCUUGUUAUGAAUCAGCUUUUCUUCUCAGAUUAUAAAAACACACACACUGUUAAAGCAUUAGCUUGCCUUACACCACAUGGAACAGCAGCUAAAGUACCUGACAUCUAUCCAGGAUCAAUAACUGAUUCUCUACUUACAGAGUCAGUGGGUGCUCUUGAYAAUGUGUUAUGCCAUGAUGGUGUUCUUACUGACAAAGGGUUUGCCAUUUCUGAACAGCUUGCAAGGAAAGGCGGUAUUCAGAAUAGGCCUCCUAUGAAAUUURGSAAUCAGUUUACUGCUGGARAAUGUGAUGCCAAUUUCAAGAUAGCUUGUCUAAGGAUACAUGUUGAACGUUGGAUUGGCUAUCUGCGUGAUUACUCUAUUCUUAAUGCUGUGUGGCCAAGCUCAAGAGUGGACCUUCUCAAUUGUGUCUGGGUGUUUUUAUCCCACAUUACCAAUUUACUUUAUAAAGUUGGCCCUGUAAGUAUCUACUGUAUUCUAAUGUAAGAACAUUUGUUGUUAUAAAUUAAUCAUUGAAAUGCAUUGCAUUGCAGAAAGAGUGAAAAGACCAACCUGACUGGUGCAUACACCUGACAACUGAUAUAAGUUUACAAAGAUACUUUACUUUGAUAGUUUUUGAGAAAGCAUGCAUCUAAUGGAUGUGGCAACACUAGAUACUCUUUACUAGAACCUAGUAAGCUAAGGAUGAAUAAUAGCCAAACCRUAUGGUAGAGUUCUCAGAUAAAUUGACUCUAGAUUUUAAAUGUUAUGCUCAAACAUUAAGUGCUGCUUU